GCAAUUAUCGCAGAUUCACAGUGAAUUUCUUGCGAGACGGUCGUUGUCUUCAAAGUUUCCCCCAUAAAUAAUAAAGAAAAAAAUUAACGCAACGAGUUUCACAUUUUUUUUACGUUAAUUGAUAAAAAAAAAUAAUAAAAAAAAGUAAAAUCAUGCCGGUUAAAGUAGCUAUUAAGAAAGUGUUGGUUUGCGAUGCUGUCGAUGAAUCAUGCGUUGCGUUGCUAAAAGCGAACGGCGUUCAAGUGGAUUACAAAUUAAAAUUGCCCGAAAGUGAGUUAUGCAAGGAAGUCCGUAACUACGAUGCGUUAAUCGUGCGUUCCGACACCAAAGUCACGGAAAAUGUCUUGAAUGCGGGCGCCGGAGCGUUAAAAGCUGUUGGGCGUGCUGGCGCUGGCGUCGAUAACAUCAACGUGGAUGCCGCCACGAAAAAUAAUGUCGUCGUACUGAACGCCCCGGGCGGAAAUUCCAUCUCGGCUUGCGAAUUGACUUGCAUGCUCGUUUGUAGUUUGGCUCGUCCUGUUUGCCCGGCAGCCGAGAGCAUGAAACAAGGCAAGUGGGACAGAAAAUUGUACUCUGGAAGUGAGUUAUACGGAAAAACUUUAGCAGUUCUUGGCUUGGGUCGCAUCGGGCGUGAAGUUGCCUUGCGAUUGCGUGCUUUUGGCAUGAGAGUCAUCGGUUACGAUCCAAUCACCUCAGAAGCUGAUGCCAAAGCGGCUGGCAUUGAAAAAAUGGAGUUGGAACAAAUUUGGCCCUUAGCGGAUUACAUUACGGUUCACACACCCCUGAUUCCGAGCACAAGAGGCCUCGUUGGCACAGAAAGUCUCAAAAAGUGCAAGAAAGGUGUGAAAGUCGUGAAUGUCGCUCGUGGCGGAAUUGUCGAUGAAAAAGCUCUCUUUGAAGCUCUUGAAUCGGGACAAUGUGCCGGCGCUGCUCUAGAUGUUUUCACCGAAGAACCCCCCAAAAGUGAGUUUUUGCAUCAGCUGAUCAAACAUCCGAAAGUCGUUGCUACCCCGCAUUUGGGUGCCAGCACGAAGGAAGCACAAAUUCGCGUUGCUGUGGAAAUUGCCGAACAAUUUAUCGCCUUAGCAGGCACUUCAACGGCUUACACGCAGUAUCAGGGCGUUAUCAACCGAAACGUCUUAGAACAUUAUCAAUAAACAACAAAAAAAACAACAA
Molecule: messenger RNA, 1176 nt
Organism: Culicoides brevitarsis
Lineage: Eukaryota; Metazoa; Arthropoda; Insecta; Diptera; Ceratopogonidae
Product: D-3-phosphoglycerate dehydrogenase
Exons: 1
Coding region: 153-1157 (334 amino acids)
Molecular function (GO): NAD binding; phosphoglycerate dehydrogenase activity
Source: RefSeq, a predicted model, not a curated record